CGAACAGGUCAAACAGAAACUGUUUCCACAGUUUCGACUUAACUGGACGUGAAAACAGCUUAAUCCUCUUGUCCGUGAAGAAUCCCAGGGAGUGUCUCGAAGUUGCAAUCGUAAUGCAUGCUCACAUGCAUUAGUGCAUUUGUAGAAAAGGUAUUUUCGGAACAGUUGCGACUGUUUUGCUGUUAACCAGCCGUGUCUUUGUGGCCGCUGGCGGUGUAAAACCGGACUGAGGUUCUAAAGUGACUGAAAAUGAAUUAUACGGGUCGACAGUUUUUCGACGGAACCUUUAACCCUGCAGCAGCGGAUGUAAAGUACCAUGGCUUGGCAAAAGAAGGAGCAACAUGCUAUCUGAACAGUGUGCUGCAGGUGCUGUUUAUGACCAAAGACUUCAGAGAAGCAGUGAUGAGGCACAGCAAUGAAAAUUCUCAGUUUAUUGACCAACAUCUUAAAGCCCUGUUUGAAGACUUACAGAAUCAUACUGCAAAGACGGAUGCAAUAAUAAAGAAGCUGGGCAUUGACAAUGUGUAUGAACAGCGUGAUGCUGCAGAGUACUUUGAGAAGAUUUUAACACUGACCAGUCCUCAGGCAUCACAGAUCUUCCAUGGCAUGUUGGCAAAGAAGACCACCUGUUGUAAAUGCCUGACAGAGACUGACAUAGAUAUACCAUUCUGGCAUCUUCCUCUUGCAUUGGUGGAUUCCUGCACUGACACAAAAGGAAGUGAAGGAUACAGAGUGGUGGAUGGCAUUGACGAUUUUUUCAGAAUGACAGAGUUAAAUGGAGAAAAUCAGAUGUACUGUGACCAGUGUGCUGGCAAAGUUGAUGCUAUUACUAAAGAUGGAAUGAAGAAUCAUCCAGAUGUUUUGCUUCUACUUCUGAAGCGCUUUGAGUUCAGCUAUCAUGACAUGUCAUACGUCAAAAUCAGCUGUGCUGUGGAGGUUCAACACACCCUGCAGAUACCAGACAGUCAGAGAUAUGAACUGUAUGCAGUUGUGGAUCAUGUUGGUGAUCUGAGAAGUGGACUUUACAGUGCAAGAAUCAAGAUCGAGGAGGAACACGGAGACAGAUGGUAUCAUUUCAAUGAUGCCGGGGUCACAGAGCUUGAUUAUCAACCGUUCCAGGUGGACAACACUGAGAAAUCUGAGAGUGCUUAUCUACUUUUUUACAGAAAGAAGAAAAACGCUGUUGGUGAAGAGGUGAAGGAGAUGGAACAGCUGUCUCUGACAAAACACCAGAAAAGCCACACAGACUGUGAGGGUUGUGAAGUAUCAGACGACUCUAGAAAGCAUACUAGAGAAUAUGGGGGAGGUAGACAAAUUGUUGGAAAAGAUUACAGCUCUAAAUUUGUAAAUGUUGAAGCUGAUAAAGUAACGACAGGAGAAAGAAAGCUGUUAACGAGAUAUGACCUCUUAAAUGGAUCUCAGGAGGAGCAAACAGGCAGUGACAGAAUACAAAUCAUACCUAAAGAUAAUCAGAUGAAUGAGCAGAGGAGCAUUAGCAGGUUUCUUAAUGACCCAAUAGAAGAAGAUGUGAUGGGUGAAGCCAGUGAUCCUGAUGUUACCCAUUCAGCACAUAAAGAUGUUAGUGUGCAAACACAGAGGAGGAGUGUGAAGGAUGACAGGGAAGACACAAAAGAAGCUGAUAAAUAUAUUCAAAUGAGUGAAAUCACCAUUGAAAAUCUUGACAACAGUGAAGCUGUAAAGCAUGUUAGCAUGAGAUUAGAUGGUAGAGGGCAGAAAACAGCUGAGAAGAUUAUCAGUGUUACCCAUGCAAGUGUUAGUGGUGUGCAGAUACAGAGCAAAGAACAGAAAAAUGAAUGUGACACCAAACAGAAUCAAAGUGAGGGAAAUAAGAUAACAAAGGAAAGACUAACAGAGAAGCUGGACAGAGGUAGUGAUGAAAAUAUAGGACUGGAGCGUUUUCAACGAAAAGCAAGAAUUGGAGCCCAGGGACUUACAGAAGGAGGACGUGGCUCAACAAAUUCAAGUCCUAUUGUUAGAGUAAUUGACGAAGAACAUACAGAAAUUGAUAGUGCUUGUAAAGACAACUGUCAGACAAAGACCAUCAUAAAGAAAACUACGGAUGAAACCACACAAGACAUGACGAAAUGGAUAGAAAAACAAAGAAAUAUUAGAAGAAGUUUACAUCUUGAAAUAGAUAAAGAGGUCACUUUGGACAAAAUGUCAACUUUUUAAAUGUCAACAAAAUACACAUUUUCAUUCAUGAAUAUGAUUG
Messenger RNA from Pelmatolapia mariae (spotted tilapia), 2233 nucleotides. RefSeq names its product ubiquitin carboxyl-terminal hydrolase 17-like protein B. Lineage: Eukaryota; Metazoa; Chordata; Actinopteri; Cichliformes; Cichlidae. The record is from RefSeq and is a predicted model, not a curated record. Gene Ontology annotation, cellular component: nucleus; cytosol. Gene Ontology annotation, biological process: protein deubiquitination. Gene Ontology annotation, molecular function: cysteine-type deubiquitinase activity. The coding region runs from base 250 to 2193 and encodes 647 amino acids. The transcript has 11 exons.